CAAGAGCGAGACGUUAUGCAAAUCAAUGUGCAUAAAUACAGUAGCGUCUGGCGUGUCUCAUCCAUUCCAAAUCUGCAGCUCGAACCUCCAGCCACUAAAAGGACUUCAACACUUGCAUCAUCACACAGUAAAGGGCAGCAAAACAAAGCUUCAAGAAUGGCUAACAAAGUUCUAUUGAUGAUGGCGUUUUGCAUGGCCUUGAUCGUCUUGGCAAACAGCGCAGUAGUGCAAGAAGAAAAGCGCGCACUCAGCUGCUAUUGUGGGGAAAAUGACGAGCCACCCUAUGGAGACCAUUGGGUCUUCCGAGGCACUUGUCCAAGUGGUUAUGGAUAUACUCGUUCAUGUCAAAAUGGCCUGAACCGGUGCUGCUUCCCUAGAUCAGGCUGAGAAUGUAGCACGGCUCAGUUACGAUUAAAGCAAAUAAAGUAGAAAGUCAGUGUAGCCUGACAGCUUGUAACCGCUCAAAGGAAACUGAUGUAAAAUCAAAAGAAAGAAAUAAAACCUGAUGAAACAUGA
This is a messenger RNA of Actinia tenebrosa (Australian red waratah sea anemone), 516 nucleotides long. RefSeq names its product delta/kappa-actitoxin-Avd4a. The record is from RefSeq and is a predicted model, not a curated record. NCBI's taxonomy places the organism in Eukaryota, Metazoa, Cnidaria, Anthozoa, Actiniaria, Actiniidae. Gene Ontology annotation, molecular function: ion channel inhibitor activity; toxin activity. Gene Ontology annotation, cellular component: nematocyst.